Exaiptasia diaphana is the source of this 1638-nucleotide messenger RNA. RefSeq names its product transcription factor MafK-like. The transcript has a single exon. Gene Ontology annotation, cellular component: nucleus. Lineage: Eukaryota; Metazoa; Cnidaria; Anthozoa; Actiniaria; Aiptasiidae. Gene Ontology annotation, molecular function: RNA polymerase II cis-regulatory region sequence-specific DNA binding; DNA-binding transcription factor activity, RNA polymerase II-specific. The record is from RefSeq and is a predicted model, not a curated record. Bases 51 to 635 code for a protein of 194 amino acids. Gene Ontology annotation, biological process: regulation of transcription by RNA polymerase II.
UAGAAACUGGGUAAAGACGAUAGAAGAGAACAACCAGAGCAACUCGUACAAUGGACCUCAAUGUGAACAUGGAAGAAAUAGAUGUUUCAAACGAUCCAUUUAUUGCCGACCCGCAGAAUGUCGACUUUAGUGUUCAAGACUUCACUUGUUUGCAGAACGACGCAUGGCUCGAUAAUUAUGUCGGCCUCGAAACCCAAAUCCAAACAUCAAUCGAGAAUGACACUACCAGCUCUAAGAAAAUCAACCAAGAGUUGAAUCUAUCGAAGAAGAAACUACCAAUUUCAGAUGACGAUCUUGAAAGYAUGUCUGUGAGAGAUCUUAACCAGAAGAUUCGCCAUCUUGAACUCACAAAACCUCAAAUACAGGCCAUUAGAAAGAGAAGACGGAGUUUAAAGAAUCGGGGAUAUGCCUUGAGCUGUCGGCAUAGACGAGUGACAGAAAAUGAAGAACUUUCAAAAGAAAAUGAAAAACUGAACAAAGAGCUGAAAAAACUCAGAGAUGAGCUGACCAGAACAUUGAAAGAAAGGGACAGUUUUAAAAAGAAGUAUGAAAAAGUAUCGAAUUAUUUUAACACAAUGACAGCAUCGGCUCUCAGUUUUAGUGCCAAAGGAGGUGGACUGUCCAUAAAAGGGUAACAUAUAACUCAUAUAGAAAAUUCUGAUAGACGUAGUCUAUCUCACUAUUAUAACUCUGCUUCCAGAAAAGACUGCAAAUUAUAGUUUUAUGCAAGAAAAAACGAAAAAAAUAUAAAAAUCAAAAACAACAAAAGAAGAAAACAACACCAAAAAACAAGAAAAAAUGAAUCAUACUGAAGACGACAAAAAAAAAAAUGAAGAGAUCUAGAAAACAUCUUAUUUACARAGCUUGGAUUACGACUUGCACGGAUGAAUAAAGGAAAAGUAUGGAAUCCUGACCGCGGAAAACAUGCAUCCACUUGCGUGGAAUCAGCUUGAUGUCGCAAACUGAAAUUUAUAUAGACUAAAUGACUGACUGAAAAUCACCCUCUUUGCUUAACGCUAAUCAUCUUGGCUAUGUAGAAUAGUGUCAUGGUCCAAUAGAUAUUUUUGAACGUUAUUAUAGCUUKGCGUACAACUUGGGAAUACUAGAAAAGAUAGUCAUUUUGUGACUACCAAAAACAGCUUAGUCAUCGCCUUGCUGAACAUUGCGCUAUAAGCGGCUCAAAUAUUUACUUUAUGAACUGAAGAAAGAUUUUAAGACGCAUUGAUAUMGAAUGUGCGCUSUGRAUCCAUGAAACAAAUACUAGCCAACUAGWACCGCAACGAACGCAGAUUCAAAGAUAUCAAACUAUUUAUGGUUACUGUUCUCUACCAAUGUGCUACUGCGAACUAUUUCUCAGGUUGUACGUUUGAUUAAUUUUUUUGUACUGAGAAAUUAAUUUAGAACAUACUUAAUAUUUAGCUGUUAUUUGCUGCAAUUUACGGCUUCAAAAGUACAUUUUUAUUUACUGCUUUGGUCGCGAAAAAUGUAAUUGUAUAUACGAUAAUUCACGUACGAARAUAUAAUGUACGAGCCGAAUUUAUUGGAUUGAAAUAUAGUGGUUUAGCGUCACUCUUUUCAUGUGUACUUGUAACAUAGAAAACAAUAUUGUAAAUAAACCCAUUUAUAUAUUUUGAAACA